CACACAUAUAAAGAAGAGAAGACGGGCACACAGUCUCUUUGUCUGACCGACUCAGGGAGGAUGAGACCGUUUUAACCAAACUGAGGAUUAAUGGGAUCGAAUGUAAGAGCUCAAUGGUUUGGUUUCAGUGUUUGGGAAGUUAUUUGUUCACCGUGGAACUAAACGCUGGUGUUACAUUCAACUGAAAGGAGCAAAUGGUGGAAGCAGGUGUGAUUUCUCAACAGAGAGCAGCUGAAGGUUCAGUCAGACCACAGGACAGUUUAGCAGCCCCCACUUCCUCAUCGAGAGCUGAAGCAGAGUUUCCUGUGACGCCUCUGUGUCUCUGGUCAAUUAUUUUACUCACAUCACUCUGCUGCUGUUCAGCUGUGCUGCAUGGGAAGAGAGCAGCCUCGUCGGAGCUGUGUAUCAUCAGUGGAUCUGCUCCUGAAACUGGACACAAAACACAUCAGACCAGUUUUGUUAGCUGUAUUCAGAGAAAAGCAGUGAUGCUUAGUAUACACAGUUAAAGUUGUUUGUGGGUUUGAGAUAUAAAGUCAUGCUGCAGCAGUCAGAGCUCAUCUUUGACUUUGCCAGCGAUCAUGUUAACAUGUCACAGCUGGGGGGUUACUCGGAUUACCCUGCGGUGAUUGUGGAGCAGGUUCCCCAUCCACACCUGCUCUCUUAUGCAGGUCUAGCGUGUGAACAGACACAGAUAGAGCAGGACCACCAGCAGCUGCUCAAAGUGGAACCAUGUGAAAGUGGAGAGGAGGAGACCAUGGAGACACUUGUUGCUGCUGACUCACUUCUCAACCUGGACUGCCCUGACUCCCUCUCGCUGGAACAACACUACUCCCAGACCUUCCUGCCAUCACCGGGGGAUGUCAUCACUACGCCUGUUACCCAGGUGACCGUGUCAGCAGAGGGGAUUGUGGGAGCUUUUGACCAGCCACAAUGGCACUCCCUACACACAGGGAAGCCUGCGUCACAGCUGCAGUCCAGAAAGAGAAGUAGAAAACCUCGACAUAGAAGGGCAGAAUCUCCCACGCCUGAUAUUAAAGUGAAGAAGGACAAAUACAACAAAGGGGGAAACACGUUGUACCUGUGGCAGUUCCUGAUGGAGUUGUUGCAGGACAGACAGGUCUGCCCCCGCUACAUAAAGUGGACUGAUCCCACCGCAGGAAUCUUCAAGCUGGUCAACUCGAAAGCAGUGGCCAGGCUGUGGGGCAAACACAAAAACAAGCCAGACAUGAACUAUGAGACGAUGGGGCGAGCACUCAGGUACUACUACCAGAGAGGAAUACUGAAUAAGGUUGAAGGCCAGCGGCUCGUGUACCAGUUCACCUCUCUGCCCAAAGAUAUGAUUUAUAUCACAGAGGGCAUCAAAGAAGAAGAAGAUGAUGAAAUCGAUUACAACAGCGGGAAUGACGAGGGUGUGAGUGAUGACUCUGAUGACAGCACGAUACCUUCCAGUGACCAGUCAGUGGAGGAGGAGGACUCGCACCCACCACCGAAGAAGAUCUCGACCGUCUCUGUUCGGGCCCCAGCAGCCCAGAGGACCCGGCCGUCUCCCAGACCCUCAGCCCAGCGCGACACUGUUCUGCAGCCUGCAAAAAACAGCCUCAUCCAGGAGAAGCAUUUACCUAUAGUGUCUGCUGAGAUGCUGCGAACCCUCCAGAACCUGCAGAAGGUCCAGUCCCUGCAGCCGAGGGGUCACUCCUCUGUCUUUCAGACGGCUCAGCUGCUGGGGAGUCUGUGCGAGCGACAGGCUGCGGCUGAGGUCGCUGUGGACAGUCAGGAUGAGGCGUCAAAGUUAGGACAGAAAACCUCGGAGGUGGAGACUCCACAGCUGGUCCCACUGAUCAGCUCUGACCUGUAAAAACCACAAAGCUUUAUUACACCCAAACACACACACAUGUUCAUACACUCCACUGACUCAGGACCAGUAACAGGGAAGCGCUUUUCUGCAGCUGCACACCAGAGCCUUCAUUUCUUAAGAGCAUAAAAGCCUGAUUUAUACUGCUGUGUAGAAUCUAUGCAAAGCCUGAGAUAGAGCUGCAGCGUAACAUUAAUUUAUUGAUUAACAGAAAUAGAUGACCUAUGACUUUGUUAACAGGUUGAUUGUUCUGGAGAUUUUCAAAUAAUAAUGUCAACUCUUAGCUGGUUCCAGUUCUUCAAAGUAAGGAUCUGCUGUGUAUUGUUAUUUUGUAGAUGAAACAUUCUUUAGGUUUUGAAUUGUUGGUUUUCAUAUGAGAAGCAAAAGGAAACAUGAUUUUGGGCUCUUGGACAUUGUGGUAAAAAUCCACAGCUCCCAGACAAGUUAUGAUCUAAAUGAUCAUCAGAUAAAUAAAUAAUGAUGCUAAUAUUAUUUGUAGCCCUAGUAUCACCAUGAUGUAGCUAAGAAGCCAAAGCCAAACAUCAGAUGGCUGCACGGCUCUCCUACCUUUUGUAUUUAGCUUUUACCAGCAUCCUUAUUACCUCAAAAAUUUCAACUGGAACUACGUAGAUUGUGUCGGGGUUGAACUUGAAGAUAAUCAAUGUAAAUUCAUACUGAAAUAUCUGCAACAGGAAAAGCAGGCAGAAAUACUGAGAUUGGCAAUCACCGGCCAGGUUUUAGCUCUGUAGAUUUCUACAGGCUUAAUGAAAAGAACAGAGUCCAACAUAGUCAGCAAUGACAUCAGCAAUGACCAAUGUCGGUUAUAGCUGACUGUUGCAGAGAGGCGUGGUUACAUUUGAGUUUAAGGUGCAUGCCAGGCGUAUAGCAUUGAUUCACCACAAACGUAUAAAUCAGGCAGAGAAUGCGGCGAUUGAUUCAGAAUAAUUUUUUGCAUUUUAGAUUAAAUUAUGAACUAGUAGCAAAACACAUUCUGGGUCACCGCAUCCCCUGAUUUGUGAACACACAGGAAACCAAACUCUCCAACAGUUUACUUUCUCAGAGAAGGGAGACUUUUAAAACUCAUGUCCUUUUCUCUCAGCCUUAAAUUUCAUAAAGCCUUUAACUAAACAAGACACCAAAGAAGACUAACAUGCACUGGAAUCUACUGCCUCACUGCACCUUCUGCAGACACUCCCUCUGCUUGCACUGCACCUCCAGCGUCACGCAGCAAACGAUCUCCUCACCACCACACUGUGCCCUCUUUAUUCUGCCUUCACUCUCGCUCUCUGCCACUCUGUUUCUUUCUGUCUUACCACCACGCGCUGAAUCAUUCCUCUGCCUUGAACACAGCUUUGCACUAAUGUUUACCUCUGCUGUAUGCUUCUUCUCUAAGUGCCUCUCCCUUCUUCCUCUGUUUCUGUUAUUAUGAGAUUAUUGAGGGAAAACAUUCCAUAUUAUUACUGUUUUUGUUUGUUAAAGAUUACUGAGUUAUAUUUGUGUUGUGAAAUGCUGAAAACAAGGGAUCACUGUUAUUUGUAGAGUUAUUUUGUAGCACUGCUGCUGCUGUUUAUAGUUGAUGUAUGGACACAGUGGACAUUCUGUUUAUGACAAUCACCAGUGAAUUUGGUCUUACAGUCUUUUAUUUAGCUACUGUAGAGUAAUAUUCUACUAUCUAGCCUCUCUGCUAUGCACACAUUGUUUAGUUAUUACACAUAUAUAAAUGUGCAUAUGGACCUCUGAAGCUUUGAUAUUAUGACUUGUUGUGUAAUAUACUGUAUGUAUGUGAACAUGCUUGACUUUGUGCCUUGUUGCCUAUUUUCUCCCUCAGGUUUGUAAACAUGUGUUGUAUGCUCUAUGCAAGGAGUAAAACAGCUGUCUCUUUACAAUGAAGUAAUGCUAGCUUAGCUUCACAUAUCCAGCCCACAGAGCUCACCUCUCUCCAAAAAAGAAAAGUUGCACCUGUAUAAUUUAUGCUAGCUUCUGUGAUGCUAAACUUAAGUUUAGAUUUGUGCCUUCGACAGGGAACCCUAUGCAGAACUGAUUUCACUUUAUCAUAAAGUAAAUCUUCUUUUUUUAACUCCCUCACUCUAUGCUUUAUCUGGACGUUUCUGGAUACUGUGAGAUUUACUUGUGGAUUUGUAAGCCUGUAGCAGAGAGAGAGAGAGGUGGACUGUCUCUUGCUUUAUUUACGUCUGUUUGCUUUUGUGCCGUCUGAAGGUGUUGAGAAGACAUUAAAGGGUCUAUUAUAAUAAAUAAACUUGAUUUUAUCAAUUCAA
Molecule: messenger RNA, 4128 nt
Organism: Notolabrus celidotus (New Zealand spotty)
Lineage: Eukaryota; Metazoa; Chordata; Actinopteri; Labriformes; Labridae
Product: ETS-related transcription factor Elf-1-like
Exons: 8
Coding region: 536-1855 (439 amino acids)
Biological process (GO): regulation of transcription by RNA polymerase II; cell differentiation
Cellular component (GO): nucleus
Molecular function (GO): DNA-binding transcription factor activity, RNA polymerase II-specific; sequence-specific DNA binding
Source: RefSeq, a predicted model, not a curated record